CGCUGAGGAGGGAGCGGGGCCCGAGCCGAAGCUGGAGCCGGAGCCGGCAGCGCAGGCGCGGCGGGACCAGAGUCCUACAGAUUACACAUCAUAGAGCCCAUGAGGAGGAAUGAUGAUGUCUCCAUGAGGGAAACUCCUCUCACUCAUACAGUCAUGUGUAUCAUGUUGCUGGCUGUGCCAUUCAUCUAAGGUGGGAUUUACCCUGUGCAACAGGGAGAAGAAUCAUGGACCCUCAACAUCGUUUCAAGUUAUAAUUCACUUUUCAAAAUACAGACUUAGAAAACAGAGCUUCCUAGCUUUGGAUACUGUGCUCUCUUAAAGCUGCUGCAUUGCUCUCUUAGAGGUGUUACUGUGUGCUAUCAUCAUGGCUUCAGUUUGGAAGAGACUGCAGCGUGUUGGAAAACAUGCCUCAAAGUUCCAGUUUGUGGCCUCCUACCAGGAACUUAUGGUUGAGUGCACUAAGAAGUGGCAGCCAGAUAAACUGGUAGUUGUUUGGACAAGAAGAAGCCGAAGGAAAUCUUCUAAGGCUCAUAGUUGGCAACCUGGAAUAAAAAAUCCUUACCGUGGUGUGGUUGUGUGGCCUGUUCCUGAAAACAUUGAAAUCACUGUGACUCUAUUUAAGGAUCCACAUGCUGAGGAGUUUGAAGAUAAAGAAUGGACGUUUGUCAUAGAAAAUGAAUCUCCAUCAGGACGUAGAAAAGCACUUGCUACUAGCAGCAUCAAUAUGAAACAGUAUGCAAGUCCUAUGCCUACACAGACAGAUGUCAAGUUAAAAUUCAAGCCAUUGUCUAAAAAAGUUGUAUCUGCCACUCUUCAGUUCUCGUUAUCUUGCAUUUUUCUCCGUGAAGGAAAAGCCACGGAUGAAGACAUGCAAAGUUUGGCCAGUUUGAUGAGUAUGAAGCAGGCUGACAUUGGCAAUUUAGAUGACUUUGAAGAGGACAAUGAAGAUGAUGAAGAAAACAGAGUGAACCAAGAGGAAAAGGCUGCAAAAAUUACAGAACUUAUCAGCAAGCUUAACUUUUUGGAUGAAGGAGAACAAGAUUUUACCACUUUGAGUUCAAAUCCAUUUGGUGAUCCUGAUGUAGCUGAAUUAAACCCAUUUGGAGAUCCUGAUUCAGAAGAACCAGCUGCUGAAACAAUUUCAUCUAAAAAAUCAGAAGAAUCUUUUUAUAAUGAUAGUUACAAUCCUUUUAAAGAAGUACAGGCUCCACAGUACUUGAAUCCGUUUGAUGAGCCAGAUCCUGAACCUGAAACAUUUGUAACUAUAAAAGAUUCUCCUCCCCAACCUACAAAAAGGAAAAAUUUAAGGCCUGUGGAUAUGAGCAAAUACCUUUAUGCUGAUAUUUCCAAAACUGAAGAAGAAGAGUUGGAUGAAUCAAAUCCUUUUUAUGAACCCAAACUAACUCCUACUCCAAAUAAUUGGGUGAGUCCAGCUCCAGAACCAGAAACUGAAAAGAAAAUGAAAAGAAAGGCCCCUGAGCCACCAGGACGCUUCCCAAAAACAGAAGGAAGGAUCAGUGAGAAUACUGGUGUUUCUGUAGGAACAGAUCUCUCAUCUUCUCCUAAGCCAAGCCCUAUACCAAGCCCUGUUUUGGGGAGAAAGCCAAAUGCUAGUCAGUCACUGCUUGUAUGGUGCAAAGAAGUUACAAAAAACUAUAGGGGAGUGAAAAUCACCAAUUUUACUACAUCUUGGAGAAAUGGCUUAUCUUUUUGUGCAAUAUUACACCACUUUAGACCAGAUCUGAUUGACUACAAGUCCUUGAAUCCUCAAGAUAUUAAAGAGAACAACAAAAAGGCGUACGAUGGAUUUGCAAGCAUAGGAAUUUCUCGGUUAUUGGAACCUUCUGAUAUGGUUUUGUUAGCAAUUCCUGACAAACUGACUGUUAUGACUUAUCUUUAUCAAAUAAGGGCCCAUUUCAGUGGUCAAGAAUUAAAUGUUGUUCAAAUAGAGGAGAAUAGCAGUAAAAGCACAUAUAAAGUGGGAAACUAUGAAACUGAUACAAACAGUUCUAUUGAUCAGGAAAAGUUCUAUGCAGAACUUAAUGAGUUGAACCGGGACCCUGAAUUCCAGCAACCUAGCAGCGGAGCAGUAGACUUCACAUCUCAGGAUGAUUCUGUAUUUGUAAUUGAUAGUGGUGUUGGAGAGUCAGAGAGUGAGCAUCAGACCCCUGAUGAUCAUUUAAGUCCAAGCACAGCUUCCCCUUACUGUCGAAGGACUAAAAGUGACACAGAGCCACAAAAAUACCAACAAAGCUCGGGAAGGACUUCAGGAUAUGAGGAGGCUGGAAUAUAUACCCAUACGGAUUCUGCACAAGCACAGAUUUUGUUGAGCAAGAAGAAAUUGCUAAAAGUUGACACUUUAGAAUUGAGUGACUUAACAUAUAUCAGUGAUAAAAAAAAAGAUGCAUCUCCACCCUUUGCUCGUGAGGAACUUGACAGGCAAAGGCACCGUUCUCUAGAAGUUACUGAUAGUAAUCUGGAAGAAGAAAAAUUGAUAUCUUCUGGCUCCUCAGAGAACAAGAGACCGGAACCUGAGUCUCCUGUAAAAAAAUCAAGUUUAUCUCCCACUUCUAAACUUGGAUACUCUUACAAUAGGGAUGUAGACCUCACAAAGAAAAAACGUGCUACUCUGAGACACACAGAGUCUGAUUCUGAUACAGAUAAAACAGUUUUAAAUCAUUCAGACCAUUCUGCAAAAACAGCUCAGCAGCGAAUAUUAUCAAGACAGGAAGAACUUAAGGAAAGAGCAAGAGUUCUGCUGGAACAGGCAAGAAGAGAUGCUGCUUUAAAGGCUGGGAAUAAGCAGAUCACCAGUGCAUCCACCCCAGCGCGCAGUAAGCAGCUGAGCGAUCAGCAAGAUGAAGAGCGACGUCGGCAGCUGAGAGAGCGAGCUCGUCAGCUAAUAGCAGAAGCUCGAUCUGGAGUGAAGAUGUCAGAACUUCCCAGCUACAGUGAAAUAGCUGCAGAAAAGUUGAAAGAAAGGUCAAAGGCAUCUGGAGCUCUAGGUCUUGCAAAGUCUCCUGUCUUAGUUGCUUCUGAACUUUCCUUUAUAUAUGAGGAUGAUAAUAUUGAGAUAGAUACUAACGAGGACACUCCUGAAGGCUUUGUUUUAGGAGGUGGUGAUGAACUUACUAACUUAGAAAAUGACCUUGAUUCUCCUGCAGAACAAAACAGUAAAUUGGUGAUGGAUUUGAAAAUGAAGAAGCUCCUAGAAGCUCAGCCACAGGUGGCAAAUUCCCUCUGCAGCGCUGCUCAGAAAGCUGUGACUGACGACUCAGAGCAAGAUGUGAAGAAUGGGACAGAAGAUCACCGAGCUGAGCAAUUACAAAAAGCAACAGAACGUUUUAGAAAUCCUGUUGUGUUCAAUAAGGAUUCUACAGUCAGAAAAACUCAACUUCAGUCAUUCAGUCAGUAUGUGGAGAACAGACCAGAGAUGAAAAGGCAGAGAUCAAUACAGGAAGAUACAAAGAGAGGAAAUGAGGAGAAGACGGCAAUAACUGAAACUCAGAGGAAGCCAUCAGAAGAUGAAGUACUUAAUAAAGGGUUCAAAGACACCAGUCAGUAUGUUGUAGGAGAGUUGGCAGCACUGGAGAAUGAGCAAAAGCAAAUUGACACCCGUGCCGCGCUGGUGGAGAAGCGCCUCCGCUAUCUCAUGGACACAGGAAGGAACACAGAAGAAGAAGAAGCUAUGAUGCAAGAAUGGUUUAUGUUAGUUAAUAAGAAAAAUGCAUUAAUAAGAAGAAUGAACCAACUCUCUCUUCUGGAAAAAGAACAUGACCUGGAAAGACGCUACGAGCUGUUGAACCGGGAGUUGCGGGCGAUGCUUGCAAUUGAAGACUGGCAAAAGACUGAAGCCCAGAAAAGGCGAGAACAACUCUUACUGGAUGAGCUCGUCAUCCUGGUGAACAAACGGGAUGCGCUGGUCAGGGACCUGGACGCUCAAGAGAAGCAGGCCGAGGAAGAAGAUGAACAUUUGGAGCGAACCUUGGAGCAAAACAAAGGCAAGAUGGCCAAGAAAGAAGAAAAAUGUGUUCUUCAGUAACUGGGCUCUGAGACACUGAGAACCCUUCCCCGACUGUCAUGUCAGUGGGGCCCAGACUAGAAGAUGGAAACUUAUUCUUGAUUUAAAACUUUAACAUUUUGUUUGGCCCAACUCUACUUCAUCCCACUCCCCCUUUCCCCUCCUUCCUUGAAGAAAAUCCCAAUACUUCAAAAUAGCCUUGUAUCAGGAUUUACUUGUGAGCUUGUCAUUCUUUUGAAAUUAUGUGAAAUAGAUUUGCACAGAAACCUUGUAGGUGAUGAUUGGUAUUGGAGAUGUUUAAGAAGCUGUUCAAGGAAGAAGAAUCUGCCUCUUUAAUCUUUUGUUGGGAAGAAAAAUUGAAAACAAAUCUA
Vombatus ursinus (common wombat) is the source of this 4392-nucleotide messenger RNA. It is a transcript of the gene EHBP1, whose product is annotated as EH domain binding protein 1. Bases 365 to 4042 code for a protein of 1225 amino acids. The record is from RefSeq and is a predicted model, not a curated record. Lineage: Eukaryota; Metazoa; Chordata; Mammalia; Diprotodontia; Vombatidae. The transcript is spliced from 25 exons. Gene Ontology annotation, molecular function: protein binding.